Molecule: messenger RNA, 744 nt
Organism: Pieris macdunnoughi
Lineage: Eukaryota; Metazoa; Arthropoda; Insecta; Lepidoptera; Pieridae
Source: the annotation of a GenBank genome assembly
AUGUUACGUGUUACAUUCAUCUUUGUGGUGUUCUGUUUUAUAAAUGUAGUUUUAUUGGUUAAAAUACCGGAUUAUAUGAAAAUAUGCAAGCGAGAUCAGAGUACUAUCAACGAGUGUGUGACGGAUUCUGUACAGAGUCUGCGACCACACCUUGUCUCUGGGAUACCGGAGUUCCAAGUGCCCAGUAUCGAUCCAUUUUACAUUAGUGAAAUAAUAGCAAUAAGCGGUGAACUGGCACCUCUCAAAGCUAAAGCAAAAAACGUGAAAGUAUCAGGCGCUAGUGAUUUCACUGUUAAGAAUGUUGAUGUAAACUUAGAUACAUUUGCGAUACGAGCCCUUUUUCGGUUUCCCAAACUUCAUUUGGAAGGUCUUUACCAGCUGGACACUCAAAUCUUGGUGGUACCGCUUCGUGGUCAAGGAAACUUCGUGGCUGAUGCCAUAAAGUGUGACGCUGACGUGCGAAUAACUAACAAAAUAUACGAGAUGAAUGGAACGCAAUAUAUCAAGUUCCAGAAUGUGAAUGUUGAAAUUGACAUGAAAGACUAUCGUCUUAGGUUGUAUGGGCUGUUCAAUGGAGACAAAACACUGGAAGAAGCGACGAACGAAGCUAUAAAUCAAAAUCGUGGUGAGUUUCUGCAAGCCAUGAAGCCUUAUAUUGAGAAGACAACAGCAAAAGUCCUCCUGGAUACAGCUAAUCGUAUCGUUAAUUCGUUACCGUUGGACCAAAUUUUUCCUAAGCCAUAA